AUGUAAUAAUAAGAGAUUGAAUAAGAAUAGUUGUAAAUUCAUGGAAAUUUGAGAUUGAGAUAUGAAUUAAUAGAAAAUAUUUUCAUUUAUAUGGAAACUAACUAGCUUAUAUAAUUUAGAUGUUUGAACAAAUGGGCUGAUCUAAAAAUCCAAGAAAUUUUAAAUAGUAGAUUGAACUAAAUAAAAAAGGAAAUUAAAAAGCUUGAAGUGCUAAAGAAUCCAAUUUUAUAAUAUGUUUAUGGAGAAUUAGCUGGAGAAUUAAACAGUGAAUUUCUUACCAUAAGAAUGAAUAUAAUCAAUGCUGUAAAUAAAAUGGAUUUUUAAUCAUAAAAAUUUAAAGAUGUAUUUGAAAUGAAUCCUGUCGGAAUUAAAAUUUCUAAAUAUCUCAAACUAUUAUUUUAGGUAAUUAUGAAGCUUUAUAAAGAUUCUAAAUCUAGGCAAUUUCAGAGGAAUAAUUUGCAUAAUUACAUUCAAUAUUAGAAAUUGAAAAUGAAUUAUAAGGAAGUCCAAGUCUUUGUUAAGACAUGUACAAUUUAUUUUUAGAUAUUAUCAGGUUACGAUCUAUGAGAUUCAUGAAUGGUAAAAAAUUAUUAUUAUUUAGAAUGGCAUAAAUAAUACAAAAUUGAUAUCAUUUGUGAUGAAUUGAUUGAAAAGUAAUGUUAAAUAGAAGCAAUAUCGGCUCGUAUCAGGUAGACUUAAAUAGAAAAAAUUUUUUUAAAUAUAUGA
This is a messenger RNA of Paramecium sonneborni, 726 nucleotides long. The record is from the annotation of a GenBank genome assembly. Lineage: Eukaryota; Ciliophora; Oligohymenophorea; Peniculida; Parameciidae.